GCUUGUGACCUGUAGAGGUUUAGAAAAGGUUGUCGCCAACUAAAAUAAGUGCUUCAAUAAAGGUACAAAUUCUGUGGAAAUCUUUUAACAUUUGAUGUUGCUAAACUUAAGUACAAUAAUGUCACAUGUACUUAUACAGUAAUUGUGGGCACGCCUAAGUCCCUCCCUCUUUCCUAAACCAAAUUCCCUAGAUCCUAGAAAUCCAGCCCUUCUGCCCUCCGGAGGCGCCUUUCCCAACGGCGCAAAGGAACGGCUUCGAGAGGGGGCAUUUCCCCUGCGGAGGACCAGGAAUCUUCCCCGAGCCCGUGCGCACGACUCGCCGGUGCGCCGCGGCCCGCGGACAAUCCUUCAUACACAGACUGUGUUUGACUUGGAAUCUUCCCUUUUUUACUCCAUUCAGUUGACUUAGCAGGGUUUCAAGAGCAGCAUUUAUAAAUUUCCAGUGCCUUCUAUUGAUAGAAUCUAACAGGAAGCCAGCUGCAAGGAAGGAAGCCUGGGAAAUAUCACUUGCAGAAUUCCAAUUCCAUUAGUAGAGAGGAGUGCAGAGCGUGGAGGGUGUUGAGCUUGGAGACAACAGGUCGAUCACAAUCUAAUUUGAUGGAACCAUGCAAUGUUUCCCUGGUGCAAGCAUUCCUGUCUUGGGAGCUAAGACCUCUGCAGGGACAGAAAGCAAAAAUUCUAAUGGAGAUCUCCUCUCAUCAGUCUCAACUCCUGCAACAACUGAACGAGCAGCGCCGGCAAGAUGUGUUUUGUGAUUGUAGUAUUCUGGUUGAAGGGAAGGUCUUCAAAGCACAUCGAAAUGUAUUAUUUGCUAGUAGUGGCUAUUUUAAAAUGCUUCUUUCUCAGAAUUCAAAGGAGACAAGUCAGCCGACCACAGCUACAUUUCAAGCUUUUUCCCCUGACACUUUUACAGUUAUCCUGGACUUUGUCUAUUCCGGCAAACUCUCUCUUACUGGUCAGAAUGUCAUAGAAGUGAUGUCAGCUGCUAGCUUCCUUCAGAUGACUGAUGUCAUCAGUGUAUGUAAGACUUUUAUUAAAUCUUCAUUAGACAUUAGUGAGAAAGAAAAGGAUCGCUAUUUCAGUCUCUCUGAUAAAGAUGCCAAUUCUAAUGGUAUAGAACGUUCCUCUUUGUAUAGCAGUGGCUGGCAAGAAGAAAGCAGUUCUCCACAUUCUCACCUCAGCCCAGAUCAAGGAACAGGUAUAAUAAGUGGAAAAUCUUGGAAUAAAUAUAAUUACCAUCCAGCCUCCCAACGGAAUACUCAACAACCCUUGGCCAAGCAUGAACAAAGGAAAGAUUCCACAAAAAAGUCCAAACAUUUGAGGUUGUCACAACCUUCUGAAAUUGCUCAUUAUAAGUCAAGCAAACGAGAAGCACGCACAUCUGAUUCUUCCAGCCACAUUCCCCAAUCUGAAGAACAAGCACAAAUUGAUGCUGAAGUGGACUCUCCUCCUGUUGGCUAUCAGUACGGUCAAGGAUCUGAUGUCUCAACAAGAAGUUUUCCAGGUGAUAUGCCCAGGAUGAGAUUCAAGUGCCCAUACUGCACACAUGUGGUAAAGCGGAAGGCAGACCUAAAGCGCCACCUUCGUUGUCACACAGGAGAAAGACCCUAUCCAUGUCAAGCCUGUGGAAAAAGAUUUAGCAGGCUAGACCAUCUCAGUAGCCAUUUUCGAACAAUUCACCAGGCAUGCAAACUAAUCUGCAGGAAAUGCAAACGCCAUGUGACUGAUCUAACAGGUCAAGUGGUACAGGAAGGAACCAGGCGCUACAGACUCUGUAAUGAGUGCCUUGCUGAAGUUGGCAUAGACAGCCUCCCUAUUGAUUUGGAAGCUGAACAGCACCUUAUAUCCCCAUCAGAUGGAGAUAAGGAUUCCAGGUGGCACUUGAGUGAAGAUGAGAAUAGAUCCUAUGUGGAGAUUGUAGAGGAUGGGUCUGCUGAUCUGGUCAUACAACAGGUUGAUGACAGUGAAGAAGAAGAAGAAAAGGAAAUAAAGCCCAACAUUAGGUAGCUGUCACGUGAACCAACAGGCUGGCAUGUCUGCAGCUUACAUUGACUUCCUUCAUCUCUUUAUUUCCAUGGUCAGAGUCUGGUUAAUAAUUAUCAGACUAACUUAAAAGUAAUGACCUGAUAUAACUUGCAUGCUUUCUGAACAGGCCAUUGUAUCUAUUCUGAACUUUGUUGCCCUAAAAUAUGUUGCUGCACUGGAAAGAAAGCCUAGCUUGAGUUGGCAUGAUGAACGAUUAAUCCUCUUUUAUGGCAAAGAUACUUUUUUCUUUUAAUAUUGGAAGAUCUACUUAGCAAAGCUUUUUCAAAAAAGUAUUUUAAAUAAAUUUACCACAACCAGGA
Pteropus alecto (black flying fox) is the source of this 2345-nucleotide messenger RNA. It is a transcript of the gene ZBTB8A, whose product is annotated as zinc finger and BTB domain containing 8A. Bases 598 to 2007 code for a protein of 469 amino acids. Gene Ontology annotation, molecular function: RNA polymerase II cis-regulatory region sequence-specific DNA binding; protein binding; DNA-binding transcription factor activity, RNA polymerase II-specific. Lineage: Eukaryota; Metazoa; Chordata; Mammalia; Chiroptera; Pteropodidae. Gene Ontology annotation, biological process: regulation of transcription by RNA polymerase II. The transcript has 8 exons. The record is from RefSeq and is a predicted model, not a curated record.